GAGCAUAUGCAAAGGUUGUCAAAUGUGCAAUGACAAUUGGGAAAAGGUUAGGAUUUGACCUCCAUGAGUCAAAAAUUUUAUGUGAGCAGUUACGAAGAUAUAAGGAUCAUGAAGAGCCAUUUGACCUUGAUAUUGUCUGCUGUUCAGAAGACCCUAGAAGCUGGUGGAAUCUUAUUGACACAGAUUCACAACCAGAUACUCUUCCAACACUAGCACGUCAUCUGUUUUCAAUAUGCCCAAAUUCUGCAAGUUGUGAACGUGGGUUUUCUAUGCUUGGAUGGUUGUUUCAUAAACGACGUUUGAAUCUCAAUUUACAACGACUAGAAUCCAUGUCUAAAAUGAUCAUGUACUGGAAAUCAAAUGCAAAGACGGAACUUGGAUUUUAUGGAUUAAAUAAUAAGAAGAAAACUCGUCUAAGUGACACUGAAAUAAAUAUAUCUAUUUCAGAAGCAUUUGCUGAGACAGAUGAUAAUGACAAUGAAAGUGAAGGUGAAGGCGAGACUUCCUUUUUCAUAAAUAAUGAAACAAUACCUGAAGAUAAUUGUAUUGUUUUGAUUGAAAACGUAUGGAUUGAAAAAUUUGUGGAUCUGUCGCAUGAUUUAAUAAUCAAGGAAAUUGGCAAUAUCCCAGAAGAUGUAUUAGAUGAUUAUGACAAUAGUGAUAUUGAUGAAUAUGAAAAUGUCAAUAUGACCAAUGAGGGUGAAAAAGGGAUUUUAGAUUACAAUAUAGAUGACUUAUUAGGUGAAUUUCUUACUGAAGAGUUUCGGCAUUUUUUGUCAGUUUCAGCACUUUCGGCACUUUCAGCAUUUCAGCAUUUUGGCAUUUUGGCACUUUUGGCACUUUUGGCAUUUUCAACAUUUUUGGCAUUUUUGAUCAGUUUCGGCAUUUUUUUGUCAGUUUUGGCACUUUUGGCAUUUUUGGCACUUUUGGCAUUUUGGCAUUUCAGCACUAUCUCUUCUACCUCCACUUCAAACGAACGAAGAUGGUUACGCCGGCAAUUCUUAAGUUCAAAUAUCAGUAUCCUCUUGUCUAAAAUUAAACAAAACAUUAAUAAACAAUCAAAAAGAAAAGGUUGUCCAUGGAAAGUAAAUAUCAGAAAUUCAAAAACUCAAGGAAUCGAUAUAACUAAAAUUGAAAAUACACAUAAUCACCAAAUUACUCAAAAUGAAAUUGAAUAUUAUUCAUACAAGUUGGUGGAUAAAGAAAUUUGGGAUGAAAUUGAACUUUAUGUUGGCCAAAAACUUG
This is a messenger RNA of Entrophospora candida, 1245 nucleotides long. The record is from the annotation of a GenBank genome assembly. NCBI's taxonomy places the organism in Eukaryota, Fungi, Glomeromycota, Glomeromycetes, Entrophosporales, Entrophosporaceae.